This is a messenger RNA of Alligator mississippiensis (American alligator), 6672 nucleotides long. It is a transcript of the gene WWC3, whose product is annotated as WWC family member 3. The coding region runs from base 219 to 3887 and encodes 1222 amino acids. Gene Ontology annotation, molecular function: molecular adaptor activity; kinase binding. The transcript has 24 exons. The record is from RefSeq and is a predicted model, not a curated record. NCBI's taxonomy places the organism in Eukaryota, Metazoa, Chordata, Crocodylia, Alligatoridae. Gene Ontology annotation, cellular component: cytoplasm. Gene Ontology annotation, biological process: cell migration; regulation of DNA-templated transcription; regulation of hippo signaling.
AGAUGGCCGGGGCAGGCGCCGCCGGGGUGCAGCGGGGGGAGCCGGCGGCGCCGUGAGCGGGCGGGGAGGCGGAGGAUGAUCCGGAGCCCGGCGCGGCGCUGCCGGAGCCGCCCGAGCCGCGCCGCGUGGUAGGGCUGGAGGCGGCGCGGGGCGGCCGCGGCCCGGGGCCCGAGGCGGGCUGGCCGCGGCGGCGGCGGCCCGGCAGCGGCGGGGCGGCCAUGCCGUGGCUGAGCGGCGGGCGGCGGCGGCAGGGGCAGGGGCAGCAGGCGGCGGAGCCGGGGCCGGGCCCGCGGGGCCGGGAGAGCGCGGAGCUGCCGCUGCCCGCGGGCUGGGAGGAGGCGCGGGACUUCGACGGCCGCGUCUUCUAUAUCGACCACAACACGCGGCAGACCUCGUGGAUCGACCCCCGCGACAGGAUUACAAAGCCAUUAACAUUUGCUGACUGUGUUGGCGAUGAGCUUCCUUUAGGAUGGGAAACUGUUUAUGAUCAACAGAUCGGAGUUUAUUAUAUGGACCAUAUAAAUCAGCUUACACAAAUUGAGGACCCAAGAGAGCAGUGGAGAAGGGAGCAGGAACGCAUGCUAAAGGAAUAUUUAAUUGUUGCCCAGGAGGCACUUAAUGCCAAGAAAGAAAUUUACCAAAUUAAACAGCAGCGUUUUGAGCUGGCUCAAGAAGAGUAUCAGCAUCUACAUAAAAUGUGUGAGGAUGACAACCGUUCCUAUGCCAGCUCAUUUUCUGGAUUUUCAACUAAUACCAAGUAUGAUCCAUAUCAGAUUAAAGCAGAAAUAGCAAGCCGUCGUGACAGACGGCAGCUGGGUGCUGGGAUACCAUGCUGCAGCUCUAUCAGCAACAACCAGGAUGAGCAGCACCAGCACCAGCUGAGGACUUUUAAGUCCCCAGGACAGCUUUCUAGGUUAAAACGAGAGUUGGCACAGAUGAAACAGGAAUUGCAGUAUAAAGAGAGAGGAGUGGAAACAUUGCAAGAAAUUGAUCGGAAGAUGUCAAGUGCUCAUACAAACUAUAAACUGGAUGAAGCUCAAGCUAUAAUGAAUGAACUCCGAAGCAUAAAGAAAGCUAUAUGUAUGGGUGAAAAAGAAAGGCAGGACCUCAUGCAGAGCUUGGCUAAACUAACAGAUGGAUUCCGAAAUAGCUGUUGUAUUACGGACUCUCUGCAGGACCUCCAGCAGAAUUCUAGUUCGCUCAGUGACUCCUGUUUACCUCAACAACACUAUGAUGCUUGUUCUCAAACUGACAUUACUGGAGAGUUUGGUUUUGAUGAUAAAACAAGGCUUGUGGACAAAGUAAGACUGAACUGGCAAUAUGAAGAAGCCAAAAAGAGGGUUUCCAAUAUACAGCAGCAGCUGGCAUUGCUAGAUAAUGAAUCUUGGCCAGGAAUGGCUGAGGCGGACAGGGACCGUCUUCAGCUUAUAAAAGAGAAAGAGGCUCUUCUUCAGGAAUUACAGCUUAUUAGUCAGCAGAGGCGAUCUCCAGAAGAUUUAGCACGUUUGGAGGAAGAAAAACGGCGCUUGGAGGAUGAAAUUCAGUGUGCUCGGGCUACUUCUGCUCACGGAGCCACUGAAAGAAUACUGUUACAGGAAAAGAGGAACUGUUUGCUUAUGCAGCUGGAAGAGGCAACUCGUUUAACUUCCUACUUACACUCCCAGUUAAAAAGUUUGUCUGCUAGCACCCUCACAAUGUCCUCCGGCAGCAGCAGGGGAUCACUGGCUUCUAGCCGAGGAUCGCUGGCAUCCAGCAGGGGUUCUCUCAGCUCAGUCAGCUUUACAGAUAUCUAUGGCCUUCCACAGUAUGACAAAUCAGAUAAUGUCACAGACUUUGGACAGCAUCUGCGCUUUGACAUCGUUCCAUUUGAAUCUCUCUCUAAAGAUGUGCAGUACUCUGAUUCUGUUGGACAUUCUAACUUCAAUAAGCAAAGGAGGUCCUUGGAUACACCUCAGUCUCUGGCAUCCCUAUCCUCACGGUCCUCGUUGUCAUCACUGUCUCCUCCAAGCUCUCCACUAGAUACCCCCUUUCUUUCUGCUUCUCGGGAUUCUCCACUGGCUCAGAUGUCUGAAGGGUUUGAGGAAAUGGCUGGCAUAGGAGGCCUAGAAAUGCUUAGAGCUCAAGCCUCGACAUUGAGUGAUGAUGAUACACAAGGAACAGCUUCAUCUCAGACUCCAAGUUACCCUAUGGACAGUGAAGGAAUGCGAGAAAUGGGGCUACAAUUUGCAAAUGUCCAGACUGGUGGAGCUGUAACUCUGCGUGAAGACAGUGCUAGAAGGUCGGAGAGGAGAGCCAGGCGAGUUUCAGCAUGUCUAUCCGAUUAUUCACUGGCUAGUGACAGUGGCGUGUUUGAAGCUUUAAGCAAAAGGAAUGAGGAUGUUGAAGAACCUGUUUAUAGUGAUGCUACCAGUAGUGAAGAGCCACAAAUACAUGUUGGAUUUCUGCAUGAUAGUGAAAGCGAGUGUCUUCUAGUCCAUGUGUUACAGCUGAAGAAUUUUACUGGUCUUGUUGUGAAAGAACGCUGCAAAAUUCAUGUUAGAGUUUACUUGCCACCGCUGGAGUCAGGCACACCAACUACGUACUGCUCCAGAGUUUUAGAAUUCCAGUCUCCGUUAAUUUUUAAUGAAGUUUUCCGAAUCCCUGUGCCCUCAAGCGUGUUGAAAUUAAAAUCGCUGCAAUUGUAUAUCUGUUCAGUCGACCAUCAGCAACAAGAAGAAUUGUUGGGCAUUGCUCAAAUCAGCCUGGCUGAUUAUGAGACUUCCAGAGAGAUGCAGCUUCACUGGUACUCUGUCCAGAUAUUCACUGGUUCAGACCCACAAGGGGCAAAGGACAAAAGCCAGUGUGAAGAAAAUACUCCGCAGUGUUCUGGAAAUACAGCUACAGUGAAAACGGAUGCAGUGACAGCCCUUUUAGCAAGGACCACAGCCCAGCUGGAAGCAGUGGAGAGAGAAUUGGCAGAGGAGCGUGUGAAAUUGGAGUACACAGAGGAAGAAAUCCUAGAGAUGGAAAGAAAGGAAGAUCAGGCAGAAGCUAUAUCAGAGAGGAGUUGGCAAGCAGAAUCUGUUGACAGUGGAUGUAGUAAUUGCACGCAGACCAGUCCUCCCUAUCCAGAGGCAUGUUGCGGUGACUCACUGCAUGGACAUACAUUUCCAGCUCAAGCAGGCCAGUACAAUUCUGGAAAAGUGCAGCCCCCACCUAUAAAGGUGGAUAAAGAGACAAAUACAGAAGAUCUUUUUCCAGAAGAAGUUGCUGUUCUUCCAAAAGAGAGAAGCAGCCGUAGACCCCGUGGUUCUGCUUUUGUUCGUAGUAGCACUAUUGUUCGUUCACAGACCUUUUCUCCUGGAGCACGAAGUCAGUAUGUGUGCAGACUGUAUCGCAGUGACAGCGAUAGUUCAACCCUGCCAAGAAAAUCACCUUUCAUCCGAAAUACAUUGGAAAGGCGUACCUUGCGCUAUAAGCAGCAAUCCUGUAGAUCUUCUUUGGCUGAGCUUAUGGCAAGGACAUCCUUAGACCUGGAGCUGGAUCUCCAGGCAUCCAGAACUAGACAAAGACAGCUGAAUGAGGAGAUAUGUACUUUGAGAGAGUUGAGGCAACGUCUGGAAGAUGCCCAACUCAGAGGGCAGACGGAUCUACCCCACUGGGUGCUUCGGGAUGAGCGAUUCCGAAACUUGCUAAGGGAAGCAGAGAGGCAGACAAGACAGACCAAAUUUGAACAUCAUCAAGAACAAGCAGCUGAAAAAAUGCUGAAGAAAGCAUCCAAAGAAAUAUACCAGCUACGUGGACAAAAUCAGAAGGAGCCUAUUCAGGUGCAGACUUUUAGAGAGAAGAUAGCUUUUUUUACAAGACCAAGGAUAAACAUACCUCCUCUGCCAGCUGAUGAUGUAUGACAUGUUGCAUUGUAAACAUGAAGUAUUUAUCUCUUUUAUUUUAAUGAAGUUAUUAGACUAGCUGUUUCUUUAAAACAAAGUUUGUGCAAAAGCUAAUAUACACAUUUUGUAAAAAAUAAAAAAGUAAAAGUAAACAAAAACAUAUAUAUAAAUAUAUAUAUACAUAUAUAUAUUUUAUAAUAGUGACUGCAACAAGGCUUGGUUUUUCCUUGUUGUGAAAUUGACAUCUCUGAAGACAACUUAUUUUAUAAAAGAUCAACUAUCCUGUUUAAGAGCGUGUACAGUUUUUAUGCUGUUUUAUUUGACUUAAAGGCUGGAAGACAGAAACAAAGUGAGUUCAGGCAAAUUCACUGUAGUGUAAUUUAUUUAUAGUGUCUUUUUUCCUUGAAGGAAAAUACCUACUUUAAGAUGUAUUUUAAGACUGAAAUUUUUGUUCUUCAGUAUUUGUCAUACAGUAGAAUGGAACCAUUGAGCUGGUUUUGUUUCUGAUACCUGAAAUGAAAAUACUAUGUUCUAAAUUUGUCACUUUUAUCAGCUUUACUCUCUGUAUCUUAUUAUGUACAUUAUAUCCUUUAGCACUGUCUGUGUUAUAGCAAAAUAUUAUCUCCUGCAGUGUUUUUAAUACUGAUUAAAAUGCCAGUAAACAUUGCAGAAUUCAUUUGCAUGUUCUUACUGUGCGCUAAUCGAUUGUUUUCAUUUCAGUUGUGUCUAUGUAUCUUUAUAUUCUUGAUUCUCAAUUUAAACGGGGGAAGAAGAAGGGUGGCAGGUCUUUGUUUUUGCUGUUUUUAUAAACAGGGAGCUAAAGGGGGAUUGUAAGUUUGUCAUAUUAAUAUAAUCAUUAAACAAAUAUAGCAUUUGAACGGUUUUAAAGAUUAUGGCCUGAUGCAGGAAAGCAUUUGAGCCCCAAUUCUGUAAAGCACCUCUCUUCAAGAAGGCUGUCAAAGCACAUGAAUGAGUGCUUUCUUGAAUAGAAAUGCUUCCUAGGAACCAUCUGGCCCUAGAAUAAAGAGCUCACUUGAUUGUCAGUUGGGCCUGCUAGGACUUGGUAAGGAGUAGUUUUACUUGUUACCAAUUGCUUUAAUAUAGGACUGUCACCCUAAAUUCCCGAGAAUGCCAGUUUUGUGUCCUUGCAUCUUGCAAGUAUGUAAAAAUACUUCUUACUAAUCUACUAUAUGCAAUUUCUAAUAUUUUUUUCUAAUUAUAUUUUAACAACCGAAAAGGGUGCCAUGUUCAAGGCUUAUUCAGCUAAAUUCCUGGAACAACCAGAUCAAAAAUAUAGCUUUCUGUUUGUUAAUGGGAGGGCAUCAGGUCAAAUUUGGCCCUGGAUUUGGGUUUCAUAAAAAAAACAAAUAAAUAUGCUAAACUGAUGACCAAUAGAAUAUUGUUAUUAUUUUGUUAUACGCAAGUCGACAUUCCCUUAAUGUUUGGAAUGCGUUCAUUGUAGCAUUCUGUAAUAGCAGAGAACCUGAAAGUCAAACCAAGUCUCUUUUCAUUGUCCAAAAUUAGGCAAAAAAAAAGCGGAACUUAAGUUGAUAAAUCUUUUAAAUUAAAAAUACUAAAUAAGUAAGCAAGUACUACUUGAUUCCAGGGGUGGAAAGUAUAAAAUUAAUUCUGUCCCCUUUUGCCUGGCAUUGUCCAUGAGGUUUGAACCAUCCAAUCAUAUGACUUGCCAAAAAAAGUAUGCAAAACUGAGGAAUAUUUGGCUUUGUCACAGUAAGACCCCUCACGUGUCUCUUCUUGGCAGUGGAUUUAGAUAGAUGUGGACUAGGUUCUUGUAUCUAGAUAAGAGAGAUAUGAAAAUGCACAGUACAUCAACCAAAAACAAAUGAAUAAAGACAAUUGAAAGACAUGUCAGUGUUGGGAUAAAAGUCUAAGGACAGCACCUUUUUCAUUGCUCAUCACUUGAAGAGCUCAGUAUGUUAGAGGGAAGUCAUGCAUGUUGUUUACAGUGGUUGCCAUUAAAAUGGCACUAUUUACCAACAGUUGCUAUGCAGUGGUAUCUGAGAUAUCACAAACUUAUUGUAAACUUAAAAAUAGGAAAUAAAAGUGAAGUAUCUGAUGGUGUAUCUUGCUCAUUUUACAUGGUAGCCACUGUACAGCAUCUGUAUAUUUUGCCAGUCUAAGAUUCUGACUGUUGUAAUAAGUCCUAUUUUGAUGUGGUAAUGAGUUAUCAUAUUCAGUAUUCAUCUCUCUUGUUUUUGUCAUGACUCUGUAUGAUUAUGUCAUUUGUAUUAUUUGAAAAGUAUUUCUUCUAAAAAAUAAAAUAAUUUGCCAAAAAUGUGAACAGAUCUUUGUUGAUUACCACCUUAUAAGAUGAUGGUUGAAAUAGUUUACAUUAAGUGUACUGUAAUAAUACCCUUUACAAAGUAAUUUUUGUAUUGUUGAGCAUUGUUGUUUAGUUCAAUGUAGUAAUGUUUCAAACUAACAGGCAGUGUUAGGGAGCUUGUAAAACCAAACAGUUUAAACAGAUUAACCUUGAGCCUUGAAAGAAAUGCAGUGCCAGGCAUGGAAAUAUUCUCUCACUACCACUCUAUUGAAAAUAAAGGUGACAUCUAUGCCAGAUGCUCAUAAUUAAGUUAUUUCUGGACUUAUUUUUAUAUUUUUUUUGCUAUGAUGAACAGUUGCCCUUGGAAAAAGGUGUUCAAGAUUUCCCAACUAAGGUUUAAUUUGUAUUUUGCAUAGAUGUGCUGCAGACAGCUUUUUCAUAUUUCUUCUUGUUUAUGAAUUUACUGCACAGUAGGGUUCUCAAAGAUGAACAAAAUAAAGAUAUAUACCAUUAUAUGAA